Molecule: messenger RNA, 4793 nt
Organism: Varroa destructor (honeybee mite)
Lineage: Eukaryota; Metazoa; Arthropoda; Arachnida; Mesostigmata; Varroidae
Gene: Fancd2
Product: Fanconi anemia complementation group D2
Biological process (GO): homologous chromosome pairing at meiosis; double-strand break repair involved in meiotic recombination; interstrand cross-link repair
Cellular component (GO): condensed chromosome; nucleus
Molecular function (GO): DNA polymerase binding
Source: RefSeq, a predicted model, not a curated record
UCAGCAUAUGAUCAUAGACAAUCAAUGGUGCUCAUUUAAAUACUGAUCAUUUGUAUGUUUAUAUAGCUGACACCGAUUUAUUCUGCAAUCGAAGUGACUUUGAUUCGUAAUCUAGACACGCUAUAAAUUGGUUUUUAGUAAAUAGAUUUUUAGUGAAUUGUAGCGUACCAUUGUGAGUUGAUAAUACUGGAAAAAAACAAACGAAACUGCCUUAUUAACGUUAAAAGCUUUACAGCGUAUAGAGCUUCGGAAUCGUUUAAGAACUACCAGACAUCAAUCUCAGACAAUAUGUUGAUGUUCACUACAUAUUAUAUGUUGUAGAAGGUGAAGCUUAGAGGGGGCAGAUCGAUUGGGGAUGGCGUCCAGUGACAUCGGAGGCGUAGUUGCCCAAUUCGAGCGAAUGUUGAGGUCGUGUGGGGUAGACAUCAACGAGGGCCGUGCGAUAUCUGUGUCUGUUGACCGACGAGAGUUCCAUAAGAGGCUACGACAGACACUUGUUACGGAGAAGAUCGCCCCUGCUGAGUUAGCUGAUGCAGCUAAAAUUUACUUUUCGAAAGAAGCAAUCCGCUUUGAGAAUGGACUUGCCGCGUGCGAUCCCGCUAUCAGCUCGACUGUUUCUAGCUUGUGGCCUGCCCGACAAAACAGCGUGCUCUGCUUGUUACUUAGUGUGCCACAAAUUCAGCGAGACCUCCUUAAAUUUGUUCUUGAUACACUUUACGAACGCGCGUUAGGUGACGAAAAUUCCGCUUCCGUAACAUAUGGAGUAAUACAGGCUCUAAAGUGGCAAGAUACAAUAAAUGAUCCCGAGGCAUUGAUACAACGAAUCUUCGAGCUUAUCGCCGAUGUACCGGAAGAGCAGCAGCGCCAACUGGUUCGUGCGCUCCCAGAAAUGCUGCGAGAAGAGGGCUCCCACGCGACGGUUGCAGCGCACUUGUGCGAUCUUUACGAGAACCAUUCCGAGUUGUCUGGGGCGGUCCUCGAAGCUCUCGCAGCUCUACGCGUCCCAUCAGAUGUGGUCGUUUCUGUGCGGAAGAGUGUCCUUUCUUCAAUUCCACAACUCGAUGUGGAGCAAUUAUGCCCCGUGCUGGAUUUUGUUCUGCGUAACUUGCCUGAAGCUGACAUACCGGUAUUUGUAAAUCUGCUUCGAUCCAGUGAAGCUAUAGUUCUUGCAUCUCAAGAGCCGGUUGAUUGCAACUCUCACGAGCCAGUUGAUCAUACCACAGCUUCUGCCCAGGCCGAUGCUCUCAUACAAUUUGUGGAUAAGCUGCGAGUGGGUGUAAUGACUCAUCGUGCACUGGGGGAAUGUUGGCUCAAGAUGAUUGAGGUCAACUCUGCGGGUGCAUGUCUGAAACAAAUCGAUGUCGUAUUCCUAUUUGUCUGCUAUAGACAGCUCCACCAGAGGCAUGCCGACGCUACGAUUCGGCAGGCCGUUAAGGAAGCGUGCCUGACGGAAAGUGUGACCUCAACUGUGCUAAAACGUCAUCAAAGUUUACUUAGAAGACAUCUUAACAACAUACUGGAAAUUUGUGAUCUUCUCCUCCGAGGUCCAGUAAUAAGCAUGCAUGAGCUAGCCAGUGCGAUCUACCGUGAAUUGUUCCUCUACUACGAUGUGCACGUACAAACGGAGGUCAUUGUGGCUCUCCUUACGCAUGCUGGAUCAGGGUCACCCGCGGAACUACACAACGCCCUGUCCUGUGUGCAUAUACUGUGCACAAAGCAUGUUAAAAAGACCGCUCCGUUUGGGUUUAUGCUGCAGGUGCUUCUUGAUCAGCUUGGCCGUAUGUCACUUGGCCAAGCUCGUCUUCUCUUCCGUAGCCUUGCGUGGCUUGCCUACGCCGACGCUGAUGCCGAUAUCGGCCUUCGGGAUACCCUUCGGAUAGCAGCACGCAAACAGUUAAUUAAUCCGAAUCUUAAAUAUAAAUGCGUUGGAAUGGUUGCAACCGUGGCUAUGGUAGAAGCGAUGCUCCCAAAACGAAGUGACUCCACGGUUAACGAGAAGCGAUGUAUGAGCGAUGGGCAAACAUGUGUACGACAGGCGUUUGAUUGUGCACGAUUGUUUCCCGCGGCUGCAGCGCUUCUUUGCGACGAACUGUCUCUGGCUGUACCGUCACUCGAACCGCACCUUGUGCGAUGGCUUCACCAAAUUGCGUCCAAAGAGUUCCAAUCGGCCUUUAUCGAUCGACGGAAAGAACACGGAAGUGUCGCGGAUGGUGCAGGCUCUUCCACUUCGGCAAAUCCCUCGAACCUUCAUAACGAUUCUUCUCUCAGAUCGGCGUCCGUUCAGAUGGUCAUCGACAUUGGCCGUCUAAGUUCCGUGCUGGACCGAUCGCAAAAAGUGGGGUUACCCAUUGAAGCCAUGUGUCCUUUGUUUCGACUGUUACGAGCAGCGGAAAUAGAAAUCUUUUCGACCGAUCUUCAAGGUAUAAAUGCAUUGCUUUUCGCGAGGACUCUUCCUGACGAUUUUGAGGACAUAAAUCUCUCCGUGGCGCCUGAUAAAGAACAGCUUCUCAUCUCAUUAUUCCAUACGAUCAACUGGAAUCGCGAGCUUAUCAACAGUGCUUCGGAACUGAUGAGUCGGGACCUUCGAGCGCAGCUGGUGAAGACCAUUCGAAAACAAGUGAAUCUCAUCAACCUUGCCGCCCAAUGGUUGGCACGCUUGCCUGAGUUCGUACCACCGAGGGUGACAUUCGAAGACGGGGUCAGCGCUCAGAGCGUUCACGUGCGAACCGCUGUUAAAGCAAAAGCUGGAAAAGGCCGAAAACGCAAAGCAAAUGAGGAAGAGACUGAUGAUAAUGCGGCAACUAAGAAUUCAGUUCCUGUGGAGUUUGCUUCAUUCCGUCAUUUCCUUCGGAGUCUUAAUCAGAACUUCGUGUAUCUGCUCGAGGAAGACUUUUUGCCGACCGAGCGUGCUUUCCUUCUUCAAGAACUCUGGUCACAGUUGGAUGCAUCCCUGGGGACCGAGGAAUCGCAGCGAGUGUUUCUCUCCCCGGCGGCCUUAAAAAAGGAAAACACAGCAUCUCGACAACCACCGGAAGAAAUGGUUCGAUUUCUGAUCAAUUUCAUACCGCAGCUGAGCAGCCUUCUUGAAGCGCUUGUAGACAAAAUGAAAGUCUCAUCGGGCCAUGUUCACAAUAGCAACGAUCAGGACACAUAUAUGGACAAUAGUGAUUCCGCUCUAAGCUCGGACGAAAUAUUGUGUCUUCGACUGCUGUUCUCGAUUUUCAAUACGCUGCUUUCUUGGAGAGGGUUUAAUGAACCACGGAACGCUAAGGUGCUUCGCCAAGCUCUAAAUAUGAUUGCCCUUCGGGUUGGGUCUACCCAGUUUCGCACCCAAUGUGAUGUCGUUGAAUUUCACAGAAGGGUGUUCGGGUAUUUUGUCGAGUUAGCUACGUCGGUCGCCGAUUUGGAAACGGCAGCCGCGCUUUUGCAAUUACUGCUAACUGUCCUCGAUAAAACGGCUUCGAAUGCAGAUGCUAAUAAGCGUCGUCUUCUGGGUGUCGCCGAAGAGUUUUUACGAAGGGAUUGGCCACGAUCAAACAAGGACAAGAGUGCUCGAAUAGCAAAAUCAGCUCAAACUCUGAUGACAGUCUACAUCGAGGAAACUGACGAUCGUUUAGAAAAAAUCGCGUAUCUUUCUGAAACCGUUUUCCCUGAACUUAGCGGAAAUGCCAGAUCAACCAUCUUUCCGAUUAUUGCCAGGGACACGUUGACCGCCUGCUACAAAACGAUUGCAUCGUAUUUUGUCCGCAGCGUCAAAGCGAUGUGCGGAGCACAAGCAGACGGACAAGACCGGCUAACGCAAUGGCUUCGGAUAGCGAAAACCCUCAGAUUGCUACUGGACGUAGUGAAAAUAUCAGCAACUAACCUCAACGCUUCAUGCGGGCUCAAGACCGCAUGCGAAACGCUGGACGUAUUUAUCAAGUACGGAAUGGCGGUGGCAGAAACCAGCUUCAAGGCUCGCACGGAUGAAGUCCUUUUGCUUGUCAAGACACUUCAGCAGUCUACCAGAGUAAUGCAACAUACAUGUUCACAUUUCAAGACCAAUGCUGCUAAACAAAUAGCUCUCGCAAGACAGGUGCCAACUGCACGGCGCCUUCUCGAGACAUUCAUCUUUAAGAUACAAGCGCUGUUCUCCAAGUUCAAUUGCGCAGACGCGUUGCAGGUGGGUCAGUUGAGAAUGAGAAAUCUCCGAGGUGAGGAGAUUUCAAAUUCGAAGGAGGAAGAUGAUCAGACAGAAGAUAUGGAGGAUGCAGGCGAUGAGGAAAGUUUCGACGACGAUGAUGAUGAUGAUGAGCAAGAACAAGGGGGAGAACUUAACAACCUCGCAAGUCGAUUAAAUACUACGGACGAAAGCGCGGAAUUCUAAUAUAAUAGUUCUCUUUUGUUGCGCACGCAUCUAUGACCGACACAAGGAAGUUACUUCACAAACACCGCGUAUUUAAUAGCCAUACAGAACCAAUAUGCUAUCAUAGAAGGAGAUGUCCGAUACUAUUCAACAUUCAACUUUCCUAUAUGUAAAUAAAAAACCCUCGUAGAAAUUCUGGAAGUUUUCAUUGCCAUUGGAACAAUAACUACAUAGACUGCUACACUAGAUUUAUCAAUGCUCCUAAAUUCGACUAAAUCUUAAAUAAGAAUUGCUGUUUGAAUCUAUCGUGAUCUUGAAACGACACCUACAUAUUAGAAGACUACUACAGAAGGAGAACAUUUCGGCUAAAGCUAUAUUUUAAUUUAUGUUUAGUUGGUUGUACAACGGCAAUGUUCGAUUACAUUGUCACUUCGAAUAUGUAUGAAGC